Entelurus aequoreus (snake pipefish) is the source of this 2583-nucleotide messenger RNA. Its product is annotated as proton-coupled zinc antiporter SLC30A2-like. The transcript has 8 exons. Gene Ontology annotation, cellular component: plasma membrane. Gene Ontology annotation, molecular function: zinc ion transmembrane transporter activity. Gene Ontology annotation, biological process: response to zinc ion; zinc ion transmembrane transport. NCBI's taxonomy places the organism in Eukaryota, Metazoa, Chordata, Actinopteri, Syngnathiformes, Syngnathidae. Bases 68 to 1270 code for a protein of 400 amino acids. The record is from RefSeq and is a predicted model, not a curated record.
CCCGACUGGACCUUUUGCCAUAUUCCUCCUUCAGCGUCGGGACCUCCUUCAGCGCCUCAUUCUCCUCAUGGACGUAAAAGCUGCAAGUUCUGAGAAGUCUCAGCUGAUCCACGACAAGAACCACAAGACCUAUUGUGAGCGCGUGCACAGUUCCUUUCCAGACCCUAGUGAGCAGUUCCCAGACUUCCCCUUUAAGAAUGGCGGCAUGUCGACCGCCAUGGAGCUCAAACGUCCCGUGGGCGUCCACUGCCACCGCUCCAAGGCCUCGGCGUGCGAAGACAGCGUGGACAAGCUGCUGGCGAAAAAGAAACUUUACAUCGCCUCCGCCGUCUGCCUGGUCUUCAUGAUCGGAGAGGUCAUAGGAGGCUACUUGGCCCACAGUCUGGCCAUCAUGACGGACGCCGCUCACCUGCUGACCGACUUUGGCAGCAUGAUGGUCAGCAUCUUCUCCCUCUGGAUCUCCUCCAGACCCCCCACCAAGACCAUGAGCUUUGGCUGGCACAGAUCAGAGAUCAUGGGGGCCUUCUUGUCUGUCAUAUCCAUCUGGAUGGUGACAGGGGUUCUGGUCUACUUGGCCAUAGAGAGGAUCGUGCACGGCGACUACGAGAUCGAAGGUCACGUGAUGCUGGUCACGUCAGCCUUCGCUGUCGUCGUCAACAUCAUCAUGGCGUACAUCCUGCACCAUUCCACCACCUUCCACGCUCACGGCCGCGGCUAUACUCACAUCGACGAGGACGCUCAGAGUCCCGUCGCUCACGGCCAUGCUCACUCGCUCCUGGGCGCCCACAGCAACACCAGCGUGCGUGCCGCUUUCAUCCACGUAGUCGGCGACCUACUGCAGAGCAUCGGCGUCAUGGUGGCAGCAAUCAUCAUCUACUUUCGGCCUGAGUACAAGGUGGCCGAUCCCAUCUGCACUUUCCUGUUCUCCAUCUUUGUCCUUUGCACCACGGUCACCAUCCUCAGAGAUGUCUUCCGGAUACUCAUGGAAGGUUCGCCGAAAGGAAUCGAGUUCAACUCGGUGAAGGAGCUUCUGAUGUCCGUGAAGGCUGUCAGGUCGGCACACUCGCUGCACCUUUGGGCUCUGACGCUGGGCCAGACCCUGGUCUCCGUUCACCUCGCUGUUGACGAGGGCGCCGACGCGCAGUCUGUCCUGCAGGAGGCCGCAGAGCUUCUCCACAUCAAGUUUGGCUUCCAGAGCGUCACUAUCCAGGUGGAGCGCUACUCGGACGACAUGAGGCACUGCCACCUCUGCCAGGACCCCUGUGACUGACACGACUCCACAUUCCCCCGCCUAACACACACACCUGCAAGAGAGGAGGCGGCGCCCGGCCCGGAAUGCUCACCAACAUUCCCUUCAAAACCAAAAAAGAACCAUCAAAGUCAUUCGGGAGGCUCCAAUCCACCUUGAAGUGGCGCACCUGACCCAACCUCAUCAUACCACCUUUAAAUAAAAACACAUAGCCACGCCCUUUGACCCGUUUGGUCUCAGCGAAGGUCAUGUACCCGACACAUAACGGCGGUUCAUUGCGGUGUUCUUAAGAAGUUCCAAUCAGAGACUCUGUGUCCAAAUCCUCCUAAUGAGCUGAUCGGAAGGUGAACUCACUGCCUAAAAGUCCUCUGAACUGCAGAGACGCUCACUGCCAUCUUGAAAACCGGUCAUUAUCUCAUUGACACACAUUUGACUUUCAUUUAAAAAGGGCUGCAUCUCGUUAAGGAAACACAUUUUAAUGAUCACCAAAGACACAUACACUGGCCACUUCAUUAGGUACAACAUCCCAUGAGAUUCGACACAACUCUCAUGAUGCUGAAUGAAGCAAAGAGUCCAGUGUGUGUGUGCAUGUGUGUGUGUGGACAUAAAAUGGGAGAUUUCCACAAGUGCAAAUGAGGACUAUCAGUGUCAGUGUUGUGUUGUGCUACAGCAUGUUCUUUGUGUGUUUUUGUGCUGGAUGCUGCGUCGAGGCAAAGUAAAUCACAUGACCAUCAUGUAUAACAUGAUAUUAAUGACAUCAUUUUUUUUUUUUUAAAGUGGCGAUGUCCAAAGUGCCAUGUUUGUCCCAAAGCUCUUUUUUUUAUUGGCCCAAGCAUCCUUCAAUUUUAAUUUAUGUGGCCCUCAGUGAAAAAAGUUUGCUGUAUACUAUUUCAACACCAGUCCAUCCAUGUGUUUGGAACAGAAGUAAAAGUAUGAGGGGCCGUCUGAGACAUAAUUCUGCUUACAAUGCUGACACACAGACACACUAGUGUUAUGGAAAACCUCGCACACACAGACGGCCCCCCAUAUGAAGCCAUAUGUAGCAUUGUCUCAGUUGCAGGAUCAAGGAUCACCUGUGAUCCAUUCACUAUGACUGGUUCUGGUCCAAGUACUUGCAUGCUCGUUAGCUGUGAGUCUUUAUCGUGCUCAAGUGCCAGAAGGAACCUUGCCGUCAAUAUUCUGAAUGUAACGAUGACCAAUGUGUAUGUUUUUCCAUGUUUGAGAAUGCUCCGUGUUGUCUUUUGUGUGCAUAUUAUAUACAGUUUGUGUGUGUGCGUGUGCGUGUACACGUGAAAAUAUGAAAACGGUGUCUUUUUGUAAACCUCCAAAUAAAA